Equus quagga is the source of this 5480-nucleotide messenger RNA. It is a transcript of the gene PLEKHA2, whose product is annotated as pleckstrin homology domain containing A2. Lineage: Eukaryota; Metazoa; Chordata; Mammalia; Perissodactyla; Equidae. Gene Ontology annotation, cellular component: membrane; cytoplasm. The transcript is spliced from 13 exons. Gene Ontology annotation, molecular function: PDZ domain binding. The coding region runs from base 395 to 1672 and encodes 425 amino acids. The record is from RefSeq and is a predicted model, not a curated record.
CGCCCCGGCACCCCUCUCCUCCCCCGGCGGGCUCGGUGGAGCAUUGUACUCACAUCCGGGGCUGGGUUUUGCUUUAAUGCGAAACGUAAUUAACCCGGAAAAAAGAGCCGAGAGACAAGAGAGAAGGAGGGGUGGGGGGUGGGGGAGAGGAGCGAGAGGAGCGAGAGACACCGAGAGUUUGGCAGCGACAUAAAGAAAUCCCCCGAGAGCGACGGCCCUGCCGGCCGGAGAGGCGCGUCCCACCCCGAUGUAAGGCACCCUGCCCCUGCACGGCGGGCGGCGAAACUUCUCUGCAGGUUCUGGCGCUGGAGCACCGGCCCCGCCACGACUGCCGGGGCUGCGAGUAGGGCAGGAGAGCAGAGAACGUCCAGGGUGAUGUGAGCAGAGCCCAGGAAUGCCUUAUGUGGAUCGGCAGAACCGAAUCUGUGGGUUUCUGGACAUCGAGGAGAAUGAGAACAGCGGCAAGUUUCUGCGGAGGUACUUUAUUCUGGACACCCAGGCCAACUGCCUUCUCUGGUACAUGGACAACCCCCAGAACCUGGCAAUUGGGGCAGGAGCCGUUGGAUCUUUGCAGCUGACCUACAUCUCGAAGGUGAGCAUAGCUACCCCAAAGCAGAAACCAAAAACUCCGUUUUGCUUUGUCAUCAAUGCCCUCUCCCAGAGGUAUUUUCUUCAAGCCAAUGACCAGAAAGAUCUGAAGGACUGGGUUGAAGCCCUGAACCACGCCAGCAAAAUCACUGUACCCAAAGCUGGGAGCCUGCCCCUGACUACCGAAGUUCUCAAAAGUAUAGCAGUUCCUCCGGCCCUAGAGAAGAAGCCGCAGGUGGCCUACAAGACAGAGAUCAUCGGAGGGGUGGUGGUACACACACCCAUCAACCAGAACGGUGGGGAUGGGCAGGAAGGGAGUGAGCCGGGGUCCCACGCCCUCCUUCGAAGGUCUCAGAGUUACAUCCCCACGACAGGCGGCCGUGUUCCCACUGGGCCCCCUCUCAUUAAGAGCGGCUACUGCGUGAAGCAAGGGAAUGUGCGGAAGAGCUGGAAACGUCGCUUCUUUGCACUUGAUGACUUUACCAUCUGCUACUUCAAGUGUGAGCAGGACCGAGAACCACUGCGCACUAUAUUUCUCAAGGACGUGCUCAAGACCCAUGAGUGUCUAGUCAAGUCUGGUGACCUCUUAAUGAGGGACAACCUGUUUGAAAUAAUAACAAGUUCCAGGACCUUCUACAUCCAGGCGGACAGUCCAGAAGACAUGCACAGCUGGAUUAAGGAGAUUGGGGCAGCUGUCCAGGCCCUCAAGUGCCAUCCCAGAGAAAUGUCCUUUUCUAGAUCCAUUUCUUUGACUCGCUCUGGAAGCUCCAGCCUCUCAGGUGGGCCCAACUCUGUGUUGUGCAGAGGGCGGCCACCUGUGGAAGAGAAAAAAACCCUCUGCAAGGCCCCCUCCCUGGCCUCCUCCUGGCAACCCUGGACACCUGUCCCCCAGGCUGGGGAAAAGCUGCUUCCAGCUGAAGAGACUCCUGAGGACUCUUUCUUCACACCUCGACUUGGGGAGAGCAAUCCUGCUGGGGUGUUGCCCAGCUCCCGGAUAAGGCACCGAUCAGAGCCCCAGCACCCCAAGGAGAAACCAUUUAUGUUCAACCUUGAUGAUGAGAACAUACGGACCUCUGAUGUGUGAUGAGGCAUAGUGCCCUGGGAGGGAGUGGGUGGGGACUCACGGAAAAGAGGCCAUGACUCAGUUUCUUUACCUGUUGGAGGACAGUCAGAGGCCUUUAUGCCACUCGUGUUCCUGUGGAUGCUCUGUGGGAAGGGCCCAUCCAGCUGGCUUUUUUUUUUUUUUUUUAAUAUCAAUGCAGUAUAUUUAAUUUGGGAAGAUCACUAGGUUAGACCUGUAGGCAUGCCCAGUGGAGAGUGGGGUGCCUCUUGUUCAACUCUUCCAAGGUCUUCCUGGUGAGAAGAGUUUGGGAGUCCAGUUUCAUCCCUAACUGAGUUUUAGUUCCUUGUUCUUGUUUUAGUUUCUUCCCUUGUUUUCAGGCCAGGCACAGAAUCUUAGGCCAGUCAUCUGGUUUUAUCCUGAUCCUGUUGGCUGAUGUUUGACUGUGAAUAGGAGGCUGGUAACCAACCCAGCUGAAGGGAGAGAGGGGUGGUGGAUGACCCAGGCUCCAGUUUGCCUGGGAUACAUUCUAAGGAGAGGUGUUAAAAUCUGGGGCUGGUGAUGGCCCUCAGAAUGUCUGCCAGUUCUGAUCCCCCCGGGACCUCCAUAGGGGAAGAAACAGGGACCUCCUGUAAGGUGUGGGGAAUGAUUCAGCCCAAUGCAUCAGCCAAUUUUGGGAAUCACUCUUUCCUCUUUUAGAUGUUCCUUGACCCCAAAUACUGUCAGUGUGAGUGACAGACCUGCCCACCUGGUUUCUGUGUCAGGCCCCAGGAUGGGUUUAUCAGUGUUAGAUGUUAUGACUGUUGAGAACAGAACGUUCAUUUGCCUUGAUGUGGCGUUACUUGGAACGUGUGGAAGGGUGAUAAAUGUAUGAUAAUUCACUUGUGUGAUAGAUCAGAUCUCUGUUGUAGAGUUUUAGAUUUGCGUUAAAGCAGGUGCUGGGAAAAGAUGGAUUGUAGUUCAUCCAGUUAAGCUUUUUGGAUCCGUGUUUUUCCAGCAGGAGAAAAGGUCUGUUUUAGCAAAGAUGGAUUAUCUUGAAUCCUUGCCUCACAGCUCUUUUUUAAUGGGCCAAUAUUAGUCUAAUUUUGAGUGCUAUGUUUUGUGUACUCUGCCAGAUUUGCUGUCUUUCUUUUCUUUGUGUUGCUCUUUGAAUGAAGCCUUGUGGACCUGCAUGAUCAAACCUUGUAAUCUGUGAGGUUCCAUGUACUUAACAGUGGAGAGAUACAAAGAUAAUCUUGAGAGAUAUUUAUAUUUUUAAUAGAAUAGAAACUGCAUAGAAGCAUUGAUUUAGAGGCUAUGCAAUUGUUGACUAGAGAUUUCCCAGGUAGAAGAGCAUAGAUUGCAUUUCCCACCCCAAUUUUAGGGUGUAGCUUAUUCCAUUUGAGAAGAAGAUACUAUUUCCAGGGCCCCUGGGAGAAUUUGUCUAUCCAACCAAUGCGGUGAACUGCUACCAGGAAUUUAACAGGGUUCCCUUAACUCAUUUCUGUCUAUAACUUUUAUCAGCUAGAUUGGUUAUAUCUUUAAGUUAAAAAUUAAUGACCAGAGGAAGAGACUAAGAGAUCCAUUUUCACUUCAGGAAAUCUCUUGUUCAAAUCUAAUGCAGAGGUGAAAACAUGUGAUCAGAAAAUCCUUAGUGGCUUGAAGGAAAUCUGAAGUUUCUCUCAGGCAGUGUCGUUUCCUUGAAGUCUUGUCACAUUGAGAACUUUCCCUGACUGCACUGCAUUGGAGCUGUCCACUUAAAUUGUUUGGCUUAGUGGUCCUGGUAUAAAAAAGGAAAUUGGAUCUCUACUGGAUCUCUCUCGCUCUCUAUUCCUCUUCUCUUUUCUGCAGACUCUUGUCUAUUUUUGUCCUCAUAAAUUCUUGUUUGGGGAAUUAUGUACUUGUGAGUGAUUGAGGUUACAACAUACUUCAAGUAGCCUGACUUCAAGCAGCCAUUCUAAAUUCUUAAAGCUCCCUGUCUCUGGUUUCAUCUUCACAUUUUCCUCAGGAAAAUUCCUUGGCUAGGUCAAAGAAAGUGCACAAGAAGGGAUAUUCAACUAAUGACAAUAAAUUAGGAACUUUGGAGAUCUCAUGAAACAUUCCCAAAGUCAUGGAAAGAUGUCAUCUUGUGGUGUUUAAAGUGUGAAAAUCCAUCCAUUUCUCUCUGUUUUUAAGAUAAACUCUCUGCUAGGUAACUACUGCUAAAUUACUUGGCCAUUAUAGUAGCUGAUAUGUUUCUUAUUCAGCAAGGCCUAUUUUGAGAAUAUGUUAAAUUAAACAUAAAUCCUGAUUGUAUUAUCAUGAUAGAGGGAAAACAAGCACUCUAGUUGGCAAAUACUUGAGAAUUCCCAAUUAGAACAUUGUUAAUGUAGUUCCAGCACCAGAUCAAUAUACCUAUCUUCAGUGAAGCCUAAAACCAUUCUCAUUCCCAAACCUUAUUUCAGAAUUCCUUUUGUGUCUGAAUUUCUUACCCUCUGGCCAACGUCACAUUACAGCCUUUUAAUGUCACUUACACAUGUGAGCCAAAGAUGGUGCAUAUAUGACCAAAGCAUUUGGUUUUAAAUGUAUGAAAUGGAAACAAAUGGAAAAAAUAGGGUGGGGAUGCAGUAUAGGCUAGUAGUUAAGUGCAUAGGCUCUUGGAUAAAUCGGAGUUAAAAAAAAAGAAAAAGGGUACUGCAUUUUCUUUGUGGAAUAAGAACCUUCUCUGGGUUGUGCUGUUUUCAUAAGCCUUUUAAAUUGAUCUUGACCCACUGUGUGAACAGUAUUUCAGGGCAUCUUCCCUAUAGCAGAACUAUUGGUCAUCCACCAUUCUUUUUGUGUGUGUGUGAGGAAGAUUCACCCUGAGCUAAUACCUGUUGCCAAUCCUUCUCUUGUUUUGCUUGAGAAAGAUUAGCCCUGAGCUAACAUCUGUGCCAGUCUUCCUCUACUUUGUAUGUGGGAUGCCUCCACAGCAUGACUGAUGAGUGGAGUAGGUCCACACCCCGGAUCCGAACCCUCGAACCUGGGCCACUGAAGACAUGGAACUUUAACCACUCGGCCCCGAGGCUGGCCCCUACCAUCCACUAUUCUUGAAAGCUUAAGGAUUUGCUCACUCAGAUUCAGUUGAUGGUUGGUAAACACAGUUUGGCCUUUUGCAUUCUAUGAGACAUCCUAAACAUACUAAAGUGUACAUGGAGUAGAGUGACCUCAGGUCAAAGUAUUGGAGUUACCCAUCUAUUUUUGAGUAGGAUGCUGAGCUCCCAUGAGAAAGAGUAGAUUUAGGGUCCUGCUUCAUAGUUCGCUUGAAGCAAAAGAUUUUUUUUCCUUCCUGAAUAGAACUGUGCUCUGACAGGGGCUAAACGGUCUGAAAGAAUAAAUAGCAGGUUCAGUAGUCAAGCAGUGGGGUUUGGUAUGUUUUCACUAUUAACCAGAUCAGCAGGCAUAUAGAGAGGUAGCAGUAUUUUGGAAAAUGAGUUUCCCAAGUCAGCUUUGUCUAUAAACUUUGAACAUGUCAGAAAUGGUUUAUUAAAUCUUUUCUACCAACAUCACUGUUUCCCGUCAUUUCCUUUUUCUCUCCGUUAUUGCCUGCAGCAGUCAAUUACGGUCACUCAUGCUAGGUAGAGUUUGAAUAAAGGGAAUGUUUGGUAGAAAACAUAGACCCCUUCCCCGCUGCUUACGAAGGUGCGGCAUGACUCGUGUUUUGACCCGGCGUGUUUCAGCUGUGAAGUGCACUCACUGUAAGCGCUGGGCUGAGUGCAUGGAAACUGUUACGCUUCUCAUUUUAUGUGAUCUCCUAAUUGGUCUGUAGCAAAAAAUAAUUUUCUAAAACUGUUUUGUUGCUUGUUUUGUAAUAAAACCAUGUGAAAUACUGAAA